AUGACCACUAGUGCACAAUAUGACCGUCAAAUUGAGUCUAACCAAGCGUCACAGAAGCAUGGCUUCUUCGGUCGUCCGAGGAGCAUUUUCAACUUCACAACAAAAGCGCAUCUGCCCGUUCUAUUGCCGGCCCUCAUCCUCUCAGCCGCUGCAGGAUGUCUACAACCAGCAAUGGCAUUCUUUUUUGGACAAUUCUUCGACACUUUCUCGGACUUUGCCGCAGGGAAAGCUGACGGCUCAAUCUUCAUGAAUCGCUCUCUAGGCAGUCUGUAUGCGCUCCUGGGAGUGGCAGGCGCCACGUUUCUCUUCAAGUGCAUCCUUUUUAGCCUCUGGCUGGUAUUCGGCGAGAUGCAAGCAAGGAGCAUUCGUGAGUUGCUCUUCCAGUCUCUGCUCGAUCGUGAAAUAGGCUGGUACGAUGCACGAACAGCCGGAGUAGGGACGUACUUGACCAGGUUUCAGAGGUACGGCGUGCCGAACGUGAUCGGCCCUUUCUCUAAUGAUAUCAGACAGAUCCGUGAACUGCAGCUAGGGACCUCUCAACCUUUGGGGUUCAUCAUCGUAUGCAUGGUUCAGGCAUUGGCUGGACUUAUCCUCGCUAUGGUCACAAACUGGAAGUUGACUUUGGUUGUGCUCUCAGCUAUACCUAUCAUUGCUGUUGGCAGCACCAUCAUUUCUCGACGUGUACAGGCAAACAUCGACCACCAGGAAGAAAAGUUAACCAUCGCAACCAGCUUGGCCAACAAGUGUGUCACAAACAUUGUGACCGUGAAGUGUUUCAACACCCAAGGCCAAGAAGGAAAUGACUACGCUUCCGCCGUCGGGGCAGCUGGCGUGUUCUCCUUGAAGCAGGCCUUUUCUACGGCGUUACAAACUGGGUUUGUGCGUUUUACUACGACCACAAUGGUGAUUACGACAUUUUGGGCCUGUCUCAUAGCCACGAAGGCGCUCGAGGACAUGUUGCCGCAUUGUAUCAUCAUUCAGCGGAGCCAUUCGUCAGCCCUGGCUUUGGAAGCAAUGAUGGAUAAAGUCAAUGACGGGCAGCGACAAUUACGACACUUGGGUGGAUUAUCGCCGCGAUUUUGCGAAGGGAACAUCGAAAUCCGGGCGGUCUCCUUUGCUUACCCUUCGAGACCAACGUCCCUCGCUCUGGACCACUGCACAUUCUAUUUUCCUGCGGGGCACACCACAUUCAUCGUGGGCAAGAGCGGGUCUGGGAAGAGCACACUUAGUAGUAUGCUGAUGAGAUUCUAUCAUCCCCAUGCCGGAGCCAUAUUCAUCGACGACAAUGCUUUGGGAGACAUUGACACAACUUGGCUCAGAAACAAUAUCACUCUUGUGCAGCAAGAUUGUAUGCUUUUCAAUGACACGAUUUUCAGAAACGUUGCUCUUGGGCAACGCGAUGUCGAUCGAGUUACAGAGGCUCGAGUAAAUGAAUGCCUUAGAAUGGCAGCUUUGGACCAGACCGUGGGGCAACUUCCUGAAGGCAUUCAUACGAGAGUUGGUACAGGUGGCUCAUCUCUCUCCGGAGGACAAAAGCAGCGGAUUGCUAUUGCACGUGCUUGUCUGAGAGACACACCGAUAAUGAUACUGGACGAGGCAACAAGUGCUCUGGACAACUUGAACAAGACAACCGUCAUGAAAUCCAUUCUAGAGUGGCGACGUGGAAAAACCACCAUCAUUAUUACACAUGAUAUGAGUCAGAUACAAGAGAGCGAUUUUGUGUACGUCAUGGAAAGCGGUCGGGUCGUUCAGGAAGGUCGUCGUGGGAGCCUCACCGGUUUCAAAAGUGCCAUGACUGAUCAGGGAGCUCACGCAAAGCAGCUGACAAUCGGACGAGUCAAUAGUCCUAGCCAAGCCACAUCACAUCCUAGUCUGGCGGACUCACUAAAGUCGACCAUUCCAAAAUCGCCCCACAGAAGCGACUCGUUCGACUUCGAGACCGUAACAAGCCCACACAGCAACAACUUCGGAAAUGUUGAGUACUCUCGAGAUGGAGGGCUACUUGGACAUCGGCUGAGGCAAGGUCUCUCUUCAAGUACUGGGGCUGCACUGAAUCUUCUCAAACGACGAUCGAUGGCUCGUGCAAAAGUUAUGUACAAUCUGGAUCAAAGAAAGACGACUCGACAUGACCCAGCGAUUCUGCCAUCCAUAACUCCCGCCAGCACCGGAGUCACUGUGCGCAAAUCCACUUCCCUGCCAGCCACUCCGAAGACCCCGAGGACCUGGAACAAACCGUUGCCUAUACCACCUCUGAGAUUCACCGUUGAAAGCAGAAGUGCAGACCGCGAUGUCAUGAACACAACCCCUGGCGAAGCAGCGGAAGAAAAACGCCAACCAACCGCUUCAAUCUUCACAGUAUUGCUUACACUAUGGCCCAGCCUCGAUAAUGCUAGGCGAUCCAAACUGCUUCUUGGAUUCCUGGCAACGCUGAUUCAUGCAGGAGCCACUCCAGCGUUCUCUUACUCCCUCGUGCAAGUUUUUGAUACGUAUUACUUGCCGACAGGCUACGAGAGGAAAACCUUGGUCUACUCGAUGGUCGUCGUUGGAAUCGCCAUCGCCGAUGGCCUAGCGUGUUUCUUCAUGCAAUAUCUUCUCGAUUCUGCAAGUCAAUCAUGGGUGGAUGCGCUCAGAAUCCAGGCAGUGCAACGCAUUCUACGUCAACCUAAAGCCUGGUUCGACGAAGACCAUAACAAUCCUGCAGCUCUCGUAGCGUCACUUGAUAAGAAUGCGGAAGAGGUUAAGGACCUUGUGGAACGAUUUGCGGCCCAGCUCCUCGUCGUUGCGGUUAUGAUGACUGUGGCCGUCAUAUGGUCGAUGUUCUCCUGCUGGAAGAUCACAUUGGUCAGUCUUGCGGCCUCCCCGGCGCUCUAUGUUCUGGCAAAGUGUUUUGCAAUUGUCUCUGCUACGUGGGAAUCACGAACGAGCUCAGCUAGUGACGGGGUCAAUGAAGUAUUCGCCGAAUGUUUCGCAGACAUCAAGACAGUUCGAUCACUCACUCUGGAAUCGUACUUUCACAUGAAGUAUCGCAACGCCACCCGUGAAGCCUUUUCCACAGGCGUUCAACGGGCUAUUUUCAGCGGCUUCUUCUUCGGCCUCUCCGACUGCGCCAUCGCCUUUUUCACGCCCAUGAUUCUCUGGUACGGCGCUCGCCUCGCGAAAGAUUACGAAUAUCCGGUCAACUCUAUAUUUGCUGUAUUCGGGCUCCUUUUAUUUUGUACUGCCAAUGCAACUGCAGUGCUCACGUACAUACCUCAGACCGGCUCAGCAGCCGAUACCGCCAGUCGCCUUAUUCGGCUUGCCUUUAUGCAGGUCAACUCUCACGAAGAAGUUGGGAAAGUUCAACUCGACAGAGACGACCCAACCACUCUUUCGGGCCCAAUCCACUUCAUCAAUCUGACGUUCUUCUACCCGACCCGACCAGAGGUAGCGGCACUUCGCAGGCUGAAUCUCACCAUUCCCUCGGGGAGAACCACCGCGAUAGUAGGGGCCUCGGGCUCGGGAAAAUCGACCGUUGUGUCUCUCCUUCUGGGUCUCUACCCCCCCACGGCUGAUCAUCUCGCCCUGUCCCCUUCAAACCCCUGGGAAGGCCCGGCGUCUCUCACGCUGUCCGGCCGCGAUAUCCGAUCACUGGACCUCUCGUCCCUCCGGUCCCUGAUCGCCGCCGUCCCCCAGUUUCCUGUGCUCCUUCCGGCAACCGUGCGAGAGAACAUCACAUACGGCCUCCCCCCUGACUCCCCUUGGGCGUCUGCAACUCGCAUCGAAUCCGCUGCCCGCGGCGCCGAGAUCCACGAAUUCAUCCAAUCCCUCCCGCAGGGCUACGCCACCGUCGUCGGAGACGGCGGCCUCGGCGUUUCGGGCGGGCAAGCACAACGCAUCGUCAUAUCGCGCGCGCUCCUCCGCGACCCCAAGGUCCUCAUCCUCGACGAGGCGACCAGUGCCUUGGACCGGGAAAGCGCGGCGGCCAUCCGUGAGAGUGUCGCGAGACUGGCUCGGGAGAAAAGAGGCAAGUUGACCGUCGUCGUGGUCACGCAUGCGCGGGAGAUGAUGGAGAUCGCGGAUCAUGUCGUGGUCAUGGAGGAGGGGAGUGCGGUAGAACAGGGCUCUUUUCCGGAGUUGAUGAGCAGGAGGAAGGGAGGGAAAUUGUGGGCGCUACUGAAUGCUGGAGAUGAUGACGCGAGUUAG
This is a messenger RNA of Fonsecaea erecta, 4182 nucleotides long. RefSeq lists its product as hypothetical. Bases 1 to 4182 code for a protein of 1393 amino acids. Gene Ontology annotation, cellular component: membrane. The transcript has 3 exons. The record is from RefSeq and is a predicted model, not a curated record. Gene Ontology annotation, molecular function: ABC-type transporter activity; ATP binding; ATP hydrolysis activity. Gene Ontology annotation, biological process: transmembrane transport. Lineage: Eukaryota; Fungi; Ascomycota; Eurotiomycetes; Chaetothyriales; Herpotrichiellaceae.